AUGCAUCUACCAGUCGUACUCACUGCAUCCCAGACCUUUCUGCUGUUGGUACCUCUGGGUCUGUCUCGAGAGUUUGACUGGACAAAAGACCAUGGAGGAUCUUUCUACUAUGGGACUUUCCCUCCUGGUUUCUCCUGGGGCGUGGGAAGCUCUGCUUACCAGACCGAAGGGGCUUGGGAUCAAGAUGGGAAAGGACUCAGUAUCUGGGAUGUUUUCACCCGAAUGAAAGGAAAAGUGCACUUGAAUGAAACAGGAGAUUCAUCCUGUGAAAGCUAUUAUAGAUUCAAGGAGGAUAUUGCUCUACUGAAAGAGCUGAAAGUCAAUCACUAUCGUUUCUCUAUCUCCUGGCCUCGAAUUCUACCAACUGGGAUUAAAGCUGAGCGAAUCAAUGACAAAGGAAUCAUGCAUUAUAACGAGCUAAUUAAUACCCUCCUGGAGAGCAACAUCCAACCUGUGGUCACUCUGUACCAUGGGGAUCUUCCACAGGUGCUGCAAGAUAGAUUUGGAGGCUGGCAGAAUAGCAGUCUGAUUGAUUUCUUCAAUGAUUAUGCCAGCUUAUGUUUUGAGAAGUUUGGAGAUCGGGUGAAACGCUGGAUUACUUUCAAUAACCCUUGGUCCACAGCUGUGGAAGGAUAUGAAUUGGGACAACAUGCACCAGGAGUGAAACUGAAAGGAAUAGGAGCGUACCGAGCAGGGCAUAACAUCAUUAAAGCUCAUGCAAAGGCUUGGCACACGUACGAUAAACUUUGGCGCAAUCACCAAAAAGGAUUGGUGGGUAUUUCUAUCACAAGUGAAUGGGGAGAGCCGGUCGACAUUACAAAUCAAAAGGAUGUCGAGGCUGCUGAGCGAUACAUCCAGUUUAAGCUAGGCUGGUUUGCCAACCCUAUUUUCAAUGGAGACUACCCUCAAGUUAUGAAAGACUGCAUUGGGAGAAAGAGCUCACAGGAAAGUCUGAGCAACUCCAGGCUGCCAGCCUUUACUCCACAGGAGAAACACUUCAUCAAAGACACAUCAGACUUCUUCGGUCUGGGUCACUUCACAACCCGGUAUAUCACUCACAAGAGCUACCAUUACAGUAAAGGGCCAAGUUAUUAUACGGACCAGGACUUGGCAGAACUUGUUGACCCACAGUGGCCUGAUCCAGGUUCUGAGUGGCUGUACGCUGUACCUUGGGGAUUCAGGAGGAUUCUGAAUUAUAUCAAGAGUCGGUAUGGAAAUCCAAGGAUAUACGUGACAGAAAAUGGGGUAUCUGAAAAACACCAGUGCACUGAGCUGUGUGACAAGUGGCGAAUGCAGUACAUGAGUAAUUAUGUUAAUGAGAUUCUUAAAGCCAUUAAGGAUGGUGUUAAAGUCAAGGGAUACAUAUCCUGGUCACUGCUGGAUAAGUUUGAAUGGGAUGAAGGAUAUUCAGAAAGAUUUGGGUUAUAUUACAUCGAUUUUAAAAGCAAGAAUAAGAGGAGGUAUCCCAAAGCCUCAGUUCAGUACUACAAGAAAAUGAUCAGCUCAAAUGGAUUUCCAAACCAAAGAGAAAUUGAGAGUUGGAAACGCAAAGCUGCAGAGACUUGUUCCAUUACAAAUGCACUGCUUGCUGCAGAUCCUCUUGUCAAUCAUAUGGAGAUGGUAACGGAAAUUGUUGUCCCGACUGUAUUCACUCUUUGCAUACUGCUGAGUGCUAUAUUACUGAUGUUCCUACUCCGGACACAGUGAAAAAUCCAGUGUGCUGUUACAACAGGAUAAUGCCAGAUAUACAAAGACAA
This is a messenger RNA of Hemiscyllium ocellatum (epaulette shark), 1757 nucleotides long. It is a transcript of the gene lctlb, whose product is annotated as lactase-like b. Lineage: Eukaryota; Metazoa; Chordata; Chondrichthyes; Orectolobiformes; Hemiscylliidae. Gene Ontology annotation, molecular function: beta-glucosidase activity. The coding region runs from base 1 to 1707 and encodes 568 amino acids. The transcript is spliced from 13 exons. Gene Ontology annotation, biological process: carbohydrate metabolic process. The record is from RefSeq and is a predicted model, not a curated record.